CGCAGCAGCUUCGUGUUCAUACUACAAUCUUUGUUUGUGCUGUUGCACUUCAUUUUUCUGGGGGGGGAUUUUUUUUAGGUGAAUUUCGUAAAAACAGGAUUUUUUUUUUUUUUUUUUUUUUCCCCCUCUGGACUUCAGAAGGAGUUCGUCAGAAUAGUGCACCAUCAUGGACCCUCAGGUGUGCCCACCUCCUCUGAACAGCAGCCAAUCAGUGAUCAGCUUUCUUGACAAAUCCCCGAUCAGCACAUUCAAACCAGGUCACUCACGGAACAACAGCACCGGUUCACCCAAACCAUCGAAACAGUCUCGUCACUGGGAGGUGCUGGAUGACCUGCAGCAGGCAGACUGUGGUCCAGCCGUCGGCUCAUCUUCGGACCUCAGCAUCCCUGGAAUUUGUGAAGGCUACCUGAUGAAAAGGAGGAAAUAUCCACUCAAAGGCUGGCACAAGAGAUACUUUAUGUUGGACAAAGGAAUCCUCAGGUACUCAAAGACGCAGCAAGACAUUCAGAGAGGGAAGCUCCACGGUACUAUGGACGUAAGCCUGGCUGUCAUGUCCAUCAACAAGAAGUCCAAACGAAUCGACCUGGAUGGCGGUGACAACCUCUACCAUCUCAAGGCAAAGAGCCACGAGAUGUUUUACAUCUGGUUGACGAAGCUUUGCGCCCAUCGUGUGUUCAGGAAGAAUGAGGCCAUGAGCAUCCAUCGUGGCGUUCUACACGCGCUGUCUUUGGGCCAAAAUACGAACGCCAUGGGUACAUUCAGCCAAACCAGCAGAGUGAUGCCAUCGCACUAUGCCAGCACGGCAUCUAUGUACCAGCCAGAGAUGGGAAGCCCCGCCCAGGAACACUCCUCCCACCCAGGGGUGACCAGUAAGGUGUCGGCGUGGCUUCAACAGACUCAUGACAUCGAUGCCACCUCAAACGACUUGGCUCGCUGUCAGGCUGAACUGACAGAACUUGCCCAACUUAUUCAGAGACUCCACUGGCUAGAAGGAGGAUUGCCCAUCACAAACACAGACCUGGAGAUGAGAAUCAGCAUGCAGAAUCUCUCUCUGGAAAAACCCAAGAAGAAAGUUGGGAAGGUCUUUGGCCACUCGAGGACUUUGUCCCGUGUUGAAGCUAUGGGCAAUAUGUAUCCCACCAGCCACCUGAGUACCAACUGUGGUUCUGGUUUAGCGGCAUCUGUUCAGUCCAUCCCCGACUACGUUUACUCUCAGCUGUCAAACCCUCAGGUCACGUCACCUGAAGCAAAGAAGCUCCAUCAGGACAUCUGCACGGGUUCUCAGAGGGUUUAUACUUCUCUAAAGUCCAUUCAUGACGUUCUUACCUUGGAGAGAGAGCGGCUCAGGCAGGCCUGGACUGGACCGGACCUGAGACAGAACACUUCACAUCAGCUCGCUACUCUGUGCACGACACUAUCGGAGCUUGACAUUCAGUCUCACCUGACCAAAGUCCAUUCGCUUUCGCUGUCCUCUGAUUCUACUGAGGAAUCCUUCUGCACCGUCUGCCAGGACCAGAAGACGCCAUCUGAAGGCCAUCAUCGUUCGCCCUCUGUGGCAGAGUCCGUGGCUGAAUAUUUUGAUGCGAGUGAGGUGAUUGUGUGCGAGACCUCGUCGGAGGCGGAGGCAUCUGAUGAAUCAGGUUUGAGUGACAUCACCACCACCAGCACUUCUGAGCCUGAGGAAGGACACGCUGUCAGCACAAUGAACUACAGGACCAGCGUGUCCAGCACUUCGGAGCAACACAGCUUGGUGCCCGCUGAUACUGGUCGUCGAACCAGCCUCCCCGCUAAGUGUACCGACAACAGCCACAUCGGCAUCAUGACCAUCCUGUACAACAACAUCGGCAAGGACCUGUCCCGUGUUUCCAUGCCAGUUGCUCUUAAUGAGCCACUGAGUCUCCUGCAGAGACUCAGUGAAGAACUUGAGUACACAGAUCUGCUGGACAUUGCCAACCACAUAGAUGACCCAUAUGAGAGAAUGGUUUACGUUGCUGCAUUCUCCAUCUCUGGUUACGCCUGGGCCUCUUGGAGGUAUCGCUACAAGCCCUUCAACCCUGUUCUUGGAGAAACAUAUGAGAGUUACAGAGAAGACAGAGGCUUCCGCUAUGUCAGUGAGCAGGUGAGCCAUCACCCCCCUUUGUCUGCCUGUCAUGCAGACUCUGAAAACUUCACUUUCUGGCAAGAUCAGAGAUGGAAGAACAAGUUCUGGGGGAAGUCUGUGGAGAUCAUUUCUUCAGGUCUAGUCAAUGUCACUCUGCCACGGUACGGCGAUCACUACGAGUGGAAUAAGGCGGUGACGUGUAUCCACAACGUGCUGAGUCAGCAACGCUGGUUGGAACACUAUGGCGAGGUGGUGAUCAGGAACACGGAGAGCGACGUCUGUACCUGCAAGAUCACCUUCGUCAAGUCUCGAUACUGGAGCUCGGAUAACAGUAAAAAUGAAGUCCAGGGUGUGGUUCUGAACCAGGCUGGAGAGGUAGUUCAUCGUUUCGGAGGUCUCUGGCAUGAAGGCAUCUUCUGCGACACUCUGCCUGUCCCAAAGUGCAUCUGGAAGCCCAACGUGCAGCCUGAUGACCACUUUGAGUUCUAUGGUUUCUCCCGUUACGCUCGGGAGCUAAAUGAACUGACGCCUGAACUGAAGGCCGUCCUUCCGCCAACGGACACGCGCUUCAGACCAGACCAGCGGCUCCUGGAGGAGGGGCUGGUGGCAGAGGCAGAUAAAAAGAAGGAUGAGGUGGAGCAGAAGCAGAGGGAGCGGAGGAAGGAGAUGGCCAAGAAUGGAGAGGAGCACGUGCCCCGGUUUUUCAGGAAAACUGUGGACGAGGCUGGUCGGGAAGUGUGGUUGUACAACGGAACCUAUUGGAAUCUCCGCAAUGAUCCAGGCUUUGCCAACACUGAAAACCUGGACCUGUGGUAGAACUGUGCACCUUAAAGGCUGAGGUCAAAGUGCUGCAGUCACAUGACGAGGGAUGAAGAGGAAAUAUGCAACAGAAAUCAAACUGCAUCUCGCUUAUCCAGUCUGAAGUCUGCGGUCUACUUCACACGACGAAUAAACGACCUCACACGGACAGUUUUAAUCACUAAGGAACCAGAACCUGGCAAACUGAUCCUGGACUGAAUUUGGAAUGAUUCUGCAUGUCUGUUAGUCAGAUGACCUGUGCACGAGUCCACUUUGUGUCCUCAUCAGUGAGUGCGCACAUGAGCCUCUUGCUGGAGUUCUAGACCAUGCAGAGGUGAAACGCCACCACAGAACAAAUGAAGACUGAUUCAGGUGAAGCCGUGUGUUCUUUGUCCUGUUCUUCGUGUGCCUCUGAUUUCAAAGGAAAACUUGAAAUCCAGUUUUAGACCUUUUUUAAAAAAAAAAUCUGGAUUUUGGCCAAACAUAUUUGUAAAAUGUCUUGUUUGUGGGAUGAAUGAUUGUUUGUGUACGUAUUAUUCAGCUGCACUGUUCGGCUCACGUACGUGGUUAUCCAGACGCUGUUCGUGGGUGUUGUAGACUGUUCGGUGCUGUUCUGCUCUUUUUCAGUGGGUCUUGUUGUAUAAAUUUGCUAUAGUUUAAUUUUCCACUUUAACACAUUACGCAUCUGUAAGCUAAGAUCCAACACUGGCCCUGUUGGCCCCGCCCACUUCAUCAGCACCAAGCUGUUGAAAUGUUGCGCUGAGUGAAAUCGACACCUGAACACUCAUUAUUUCUUUGGAUUCUGUAAAUUUUAUAAAUUCAUAUUUCAGUGAGGGGUUUUAGUGAGGAAAAAUUUCUGUUAAUAUGAAAUGUUUUCUUCAUGCAUCAUCUUCAAAUAAAAUUAUGGAUAAUCA
This is a messenger RNA of Thalassophryne amazonica, 3813 nucleotides long. RefSeq names its product oxysterol-binding protein-related protein 7-like. Lineage: Eukaryota; Metazoa; Chordata; Actinopteri; Batrachoidiformes; Batrachoididae. The coding region runs from base 167 to 2917 and encodes 916 amino acids. Gene Ontology annotation, cellular component: perinuclear endoplasmic reticulum; intracellular membrane-bounded organelle; cytosol. The record is from RefSeq and is a predicted model, not a curated record. The transcript is spliced from 23 exons. Gene Ontology annotation, molecular function: cholesterol binding.